AUGGUCAACCGUCUACUAAAUCCAAAUGAAUCUACAACUUUUGGAAAAUCAUUGCUGUUAAGAGUAGAUGGUGCCAUUGGUGCCAUGUCUUUAUCCCCUAAUGGUAGAGAUGCAGUAUUAGCUGGUAGAAGAGGAUUAUUUAUCAUAGAUAUGGAUGAUCCAUUUACUCCUCCAAGAUGGCUUCAUCAUAUAACGUCUUGGGAAGUGGCAGAUGUUCAAUGGUCACCACAUUCAUUAAUCAAACCAUCAUGGUGUAUAUCAACUUCAAAUCAAAAGGCAUUAUUAUGGGAUUUGAGUCGACCUUCAAAUAAUGCAAUUGCAAAUAUAUUACAUGCUCAUACGAGAGCAAUUUCAGAUAUUAAUUUCCAUCCUUCAGAUCCAGAAAUUUUAGCUACUUGUUCAAUUGAUACGUUUGCAUUAAGUUGGGAUAUGAGAACUCCGAGAAAACCAGUUGGUCAAUGGGCAGAUUGGAGAGCUGGUGCUAUCCAAGUUAAAUGGAACCAUGAAAAUCCAUAUGAGAUUGCAUCUUCCCAUGAUAAUCUGUUCUAUGUUUGGGAUACAAGAAAAGGAGCAUUACCAUUUGUCAAAGUCUCAAAAGCUCAUGAAGGUAAAAUUAAUGGUCUUGAUUUUACACAAGGUUUGAAAAAUGUUAUAACUUGUUCAAAUGAUAAUACUAUAAAAUUUUGGGAUUUGAGAAGUGAGAAUGCUCAAAAAGCUAUAAAUGAAUUCAACUAUUUUAGUAACUCCAUGGAUGAUACAUUUAAAGCUAGUGUUGUAAUAGAAGCUGAUUUUCCUAUAGCAAGAGCUCGUACAUUACCUUUCGGUUCAGAUAAAGCAGUUGGUGUUAUGCCAUUAAGAGAUGGACAAGAUUCAAUACAUAUUGUCAACUAUGAAGAUGCUUAUCAACAAUAUUUAGCGACUAAUGAAACUCAACGUGUUUCCGGAGAAUUCGUUUACUCGUUCAAAGGUCAUCGUGGUCCAAUCAAAGAUUUUUUAUGGAGGACCAAACAUGAGAAAUAUAAAUAUUUUGAAUCUAAAAACAAUUGGAAAGAUUAUCAAUUAGUCACUUGGUCAGAUGAAGAUGUUGAUUUGAAAUUAUGGCCAAGUGAUGAUGAAAUUUUUAAACUGGUUAAUUAUGAUCCAACUUUUUUUAAUGUAUUUAAAGAAGAUCAAGAUGGAGAUUUUUCAGCAGAAAGAACUCCAACUGAGGAAGAUUUACACACUUAUGAAACUUAUUGUUGUGAGCCAAAAGUCACAAUUGAUGAUGUUGCUAAGACUAAUGGUGGAGAUGUUUUAUCAGCUAUAACAUUAUAUCAAAUUGCUGAGAAAAGGAAACAGUCUGGAUAUGAAUUUAGUCAACUUGAUCAUUUGGAUUGGAUAUCGGGAGUUAGAAUUGGACAUGCAGCUAGAGGAGACAGAAAAGAUAGUUCCACUACUAUUGAAGAUGAAGGUCCAUCAAAUUUAGGUGAAGAAGUUAGUAUCGUAGGUCAUAAAUUCCCAUUUAUUAGAUUUGAAAAAAUCUCAGUAUCAACAGGUGAGUUAGUAAUUAGUUUGAGGGGUCCGACAGUAACGACCGAACAAUCACAAGAAAAGAGAGGCUCCAUAGACUCAAUUGAAGCAAGUCAUUUGGAAACUGUAAACUCAACGAAAGAUAAAAGUGUUUUGAGUGAAGAUGGUAAAGAAUUCGAUAAAAAAAGUUUUUCAGAUAAAAGCAUAAAGAAUGCAAAUAUCGAUGAAGUAUUGGAUGAACCAAUUGAGCAAAAAUUAGUUUUCAUACGUCUUUCAAUAGAUUUUCCAAAAUCUUAUCCAUAUCUUGAAGAAAUUGAAUUCGCAAAAGGUAAAUCCAACAAAAAAAUUCAAAAAUUACUGAAACAAAAUCAAAUCAAGUUUGAAAUUGAAGAGACUCAUGAAUUAACCUAUGAAAUGAAAACUUCAAUGGAAAAAACUAUAAGUGGUAUUGCAAAUUUUUACACAAACAAGUAUCAAAGAUUCUGUUUGGAACCUUGCUUGAGAUUUUUGUUGGGUGAAAAAAUUGAAUUAGAUGAUGAAUUAAUGAUGGAACAUAGAAGAGAUAGCGCUGAAGAAGAUUCUUAUUUACCUGAAGUUGGAAAUGAAGGUUGGGUAGAUGAUUUGAUUAGUCAACAGCCUGAUUUUAAUGGUUAUUCUUCGGGAGAAGAUAAUGAUCCAGAAUAUGGAGAUCUUUUCCCAGCUGUUACUAAUUUGGGGGUAGAUGCUAAUGCAACUGGUCAAGAGUUAAUUGAAACUCCUGGUAAUAUUGAUCAAAAGCCACCUAAUUUUGAUUCAACACCAAUACCUAAAGGUUGUGGUGCAAUGUGGAGUCCAACUGGUCAAUUGGUAUGCUUUUUUAUUCCUAAAACUAAUAUGGGAAGUGAGAAAGACAGCAAUGAAUCUCAAAAGUUUAAUAUACUAAAAUUUACUGAUAACGGGUUCAGUGUCAAAACACAUCAACAUCAUAAUCAUCAUCAUCAAUCAACUAUUUCAUCAGACUCAGAACUGGAACACUCGGAUUCCAACGAAUCUAAUGAAGAUUCUGAUGAAAAGGAAGGAGAUGAAUCAUCUUCUGAUGAAGAUUUCGAAGAGGAUCUUGAAGAACUACUAAAACAUGAUGCAUCAGCUAGAAAUAGAAUGCCUGGAUUGCUUCGAUCAAAUUUCGGUUUAGGAAGUAGAUUUAUUAACAAUGAUGGCAGUCACAAAUCAUCUUUGAAAAAAUUAACCAGUCAUGGAGAGUCAUUAUCAAAUUAUAAAUCUUCCUUGAAGGGAGAGAAGAAGAAAUCAAAUGGGAAAAAUAAAAACAUAGUUGGAAUUUUUGAUUUUAGUCAUUUAUUACCUAAUAGAUUAGAAUUAGCAAAAGAGUAUAAAGUUGUUGGAGAUACUCCAGAAAAUUUAGCUGCUCAUAAUUCAAGAGUUGCAUCAAAAUAUGGCCUAAAAGAAGUUGGAGAAGUUUGGAAAAUUUUAGAAAUCUUAUUAAAUCAAAGUGCUGCUGGCAGCACUACACUACAACCACCUAUUGGAAAUGACCAAUUUAAAGAUAAAUAUUUAUCAAUAUGGGGUUCACAUCCAUUUGGCUAUACAUGGUUAAUACAAGAAAUUUUUCAAUACUAUAUAAAAAAUCAAAAUACUCAAAUGUUAGCAAUGAUGUCUUGUAUUUUAUACAGAAGUCCACAUAUGUUAAAACAAACAAGAUCAUCUGAAUUGCUAAAUUUUGCACAAAAUCACAAUGAUGGACAAUCAAUAAUAAGUCGUGGAAGUACGAUGUUGGAUCAAAAAUCCGAAUUUACAUAUGGUGAUCAUAGUCAACAACUGUCUGGUAGAAGAAAAGAUUCAAGACUCACAAAUAGUUACGCUCAUUCUUUGACUUCUUCUGCUGAUAAUAUAAGUUUAAGAACAGAUUCACCAGAUAAAUAUGGUUAUUCAAGAAAAUUCGGUCCUUCUUUACAUUCCAUAGCUGCAAAAAAUGGAUCUCAAAAUUCAUUAUUUGAAAAUGAAAUUAAAAUACCAACACCAAAAAGAGCAAUAAAGGGAAUUGCAGAAAAACCUAAAAUUCCUAGAAAAUCAAUAGGACCAAAAUGGAGAAUAGAUCCACCUCCAAUUGUUACUAUUGACUUACAAAAUGAAGAAGAGUUGGAUUUAUUUGAAGAGUCAUUACCAAAUGACUUACCUAAUUUUUUAAGUGAUGAGAAAAUGAAAUUAUAUAGACUGCUAUAUGCUGAAACAUUAUAUGAUUGGGGAUUACCAAUGACAAGACUUGAAAUAUUAAAAUUCAAUUAUGAUGAUAAUCCUCAAGGAAAUGAUUCAUCAUUCACAACACAUGAAUGUAGGAUCGGACUCAGAAAAAGAAAUAGACAGACUCCGAAUCAAAUUUUCAUCAAUACUGUAUCAUCAGUUGUUGUUAAAUAUCCAAAUGCUUGGAAUACAAAUAAAAGACAACUUAUCAAAUAUUGUAUUUUAUGUAACUUAGCAGCAACUAAAAAUUUUACAUUAUGUGGUAAUUGUGAACAUAUUUUACAUACAGAAUGUGCUAGUGAAUGGUGGUCAGAAAAGAAUCAAGAAUGUGCAAGUGGUUGUGGUUGUAAAUGUUUAGAACAAUCAAUUUAUCAUUGA
This is a messenger RNA of Lodderomyces jiufengensis, 4122 nucleotides long. RefSeq lists its product as uncharacterized. NCBI's taxonomy places the organism in Eukaryota, Fungi, Ascomycota, Pichiomycetes, Serinales, Debaryomycetaceae. Bases 1 to 4122 code for a protein of 1373 amino acids. Gene Ontology annotation, molecular function: protein binding. The record is from RefSeq and is a predicted model, not a curated record. The transcript has a single exon.